AUGGUGUUAAUAGACAUAAUUCUACUGUGCAUAGCAGCUAUUUUUCUCCGUCUAUGGUGGCGGCAUUGGUCCGCCACCGGCGGCGGAGCAAAGAAUCUUCCGCCAGGGCCACCAGGUUGGCCGUUAGUGGGGAACCUAUUCCAAGUCAUCCUCCAACGCCGCCCUUUUAUAUAUGUUGUACGUGAUUUACGUGAAAAAUAUGGCCCUAUUUUCACCAUGCAAAUGGGACAACGAACUAUGGUAAUAAUCACGAGUUCAGAGCUUAUCCAUGAAGCUCUGGUCCAAAAAGGUGCAAUGUUUGCCAGCCGGCCGCCGGACUCACCGAUUCGACUCAUUUUCAGCGUCGGAAAAUGUGCCAUCAACUCGGCGGAAUAUGGUCCUCUGUGGCGGAUCCUGCGUCGGAACUUUGUCACCGAGUUGAUUAACCCUACUAGGAUCAAACAGUGCAGUUGGAUCAGAAAGUGGGCUAUGGAGAAUCACAUGAGGAGGCUUCAAGAUGAGGCUUCCAAGAAUGGCUAUGUAGAGGUGAUGAGCAAUUGCAGGCUCACAAUUUGUAGUAUUCUUAUAUGUUUAUGUUUUGGUGCAAAAAUCUCCGAAGAUCGUAUCAGAAUAAUUGAAAGUAUACUCAAAGACGUGAUGAUGGCAACAACGCCAAAGCUACCGGAUUUCUUGCCGCUGUUCGCGCCGCUGUUCCGCCGCCAUGUGAAAGAGGCAAAGGAGCUGAGGAAGAAGCAACUUGACUGCUUAAUUCCUUUGAUUCGAAACAGAAAGGCAUUUGUUGAUGGCGGAGGAAACCCUAGCGCCACCACUUCAGAAAUGGCGAGCCCACUUGGCGCCGCCUAUAUUGAUUCCUUGUUCCACCUCGAACCCGCCGGCCGGGGCAAGCUUGGGGAAGAAGAAAUUGUUACACUGUGCUCUGAGGCAAUCAACGCUGGAACUGAUACAAGCGCCACCGCACUAGAAUGGGCCUUGCUGCAUUUGGUAAUGGACCAAGAAAUCCAAGAAAAGCUCUACAAAGAAAUUGUAAACUGUGUAGGGAAAAAUGGGCCAAUCACAGAAGAUGAUGUGGAGAAAAUGCCCUAUCUUGGUGCAAUUAUAAAAGAGACUUUCAGAAGGCACCCUCCAAGCCAUUUUAUGCUAUCUCAUGCAGCCAUAAAGGAUACAGAACUCGCCGGAUACACAAUUCCGGCGGACGUGAACGUUGAGUUUUACACUGCAUGGCUGACAGAGGAUCCGAGUGCAUGGCAGAACCCUAGCGUGUUCCAGCCGGAGAGGUUCUUGACCGGUGACGGCGUGGAGGUGGACAUCACCGGAAUGAGGGGAGUAAAAAUGUUACCGUUUGGUGCCGGCAGGCGAAUCUGCCCUGCUUGGACACUUGGUACGUUGCAUGUGAAUUUAUUGUUGGCUAAAAUGGUACAAGCUUUUAAGUGGAUACCUAUUCCGGAUAACCCACCCGACCCGACAGAGACCUUUGCUUUCACUGUUGUAAUGAAAAAUCCUCUAAAAGCAAUACUUCUUCCCAGGGCAAAGAUUUGA
Molecule: messenger RNA, 1536 nt
Organism: Fraxinus pennsylvanica
Lineage: Eukaryota; Viridiplantae; Streptophyta; Magnoliopsida; Lamiales; Oleaceae
Source: the annotation of a GenBank genome assembly